This is a messenger RNA of Arachis ipaensis, 1014 nucleotides long. RefSeq names its product protein FAR1-RELATED SEQUENCE 6-like. Lineage: Eukaryota; Viridiplantae; Streptophyta; Magnoliopsida; Fabales; Fabaceae. The record is from RefSeq and is a predicted model, not a curated record. Gene Ontology annotation, molecular function: zinc ion binding. Gene Ontology annotation, biological process: regulation of DNA-templated transcription.
AUGAAUAAGUUACCUUCCAAGCUUGGGGGUUAUCGCCGGUACGGAGCUUUGUAUGGUGACCUAAACGACAUUGUGUGGAACUCUCAGACCGAGGAGUCAUUUGAAGAUAAGUGGGCUGAUUUUAUAGAUGAGUACAACUUAUAUGACAACACAUGGCUAUCAGAUCUAUAUGAUGACCGACGCAUGUGGGUCCCAAUAUACUUCAAGGGUGAAUUUUGGGCAGCAAUGCGGAGUACAGUCAAGGAGCAGAAGGAACUGGAGGAUGAUGCUGCAGACUCGAGGGGGGUAAUUCCUUGUGCAACGACCUCGCCUAUGGAGAAACAGUUUCAGCAAGAGUAUACCACAAGCAUUUUUAGGGAUGUUCAAAUUGAGUUUGUGAAGAAGGCUAACUGCAGAGUUUCUGCAGUUGAUGAACAGGGUCCAUUGGUCUGCGUGAAGGUGGAAGAGGAAAAACUAGUCAACGAUACUAUUCUAUGCGUUCCGUACGAUGUUCACUUUGACCGUUCCACACAGGAGCUUCGUUGUGAGUGCAAUCUUUUUGAGAGUUCAGGUGUAUUGUGCUGUCACUGCCUUGAAGUUUUCCAUUCGUAUAAAGUGUACAAAGUACCUUCCAGUUAUGUUCUCCCUCGAUGGAGCAAGAAGAUAAAGCGCAAGCAUACGUAUGUCAAAAGUAUCCAUGAUGUCAGUCGGUCGGAUGAGAGUCAUGUUGCAUUCAGGGGACUGUGUGCACACUUCUAUAAUGUUGCUCAAGAGUUCGUCGGUGACGAUGAUGAAACAGCAUUGCUGCAUGUUACUUUGGAAGAAACAAGGGCCAAGUUGGCUGCGCACCAUCCCAAAAUGAGGUCCGAGAGCGUGUCAGAUAUCCAGACCAACAUUGGCUCACAGAGUUCGAACGAUGUUGGUGUUGAUGACAUCCAAGGUCCAUCGAAGGUCACCACAAAGGGCAGGCCAAAGAGUAAGAGGCUCGGCUAUGCCCUUGAGAAGUCCUUCAAGAAUUCAAGACGGAGAAAAUAA